CAACCAUUUCCCCCCUUCGCACCUUGUUUCAUCCCCGCUUAUCGCUCGUCAUCAAGCUUGCGGAUCUGAACCCAGUCAAUUUUUUGAACCGCCGCGGAACUUGCCGUUCUUUGCUACACUUACGUGGGUGAAAAGCAAAAAAGAGUCAAUUCUCACUGGCCAAACAACUCCCAAGCAUUGCUUCGCCAACCGCCAAAAUUUUGAACUCUCCUUCUCCACAGCAUUGCCCAGGAGGCUCCCCUAACGUGCGUGCAGUCAUGGUUCGAAACAUUGUCGUUCUGGGGGGCAGCUCCCACCCUAACCUGAACGAAACCAUCUGCAACCACCUGGGCGUUCCGGCGGCCAAUGUCCUUCUUUCGAAGUUUGCCGUGGGUGAGACCCGAGUCGAAAUCGGAGACUCGGUUCGAGGCAAGGACGUCUACAUUAUCCAGUCUGGCGGUGGGAAGGUCAACGAUCAUUUCAUGGAACUCUUGAUCUUGGUUUCUGCCUGCAAGACUGCUUCCGCUCGCCGAGUCACCGCCGUUUUACCUCUUUUCCCCUACUCCCGGCAGAGCGAUCUCCCGUACAACAAGACAGGUGCUCCACUCACCAAGUCAUCCAACGAUUUCAGCCGCCCUUAUACGUUCGAAAGCAGACCCACGACCCCUCACCCCAGCCGACCCGAAAGUCAAGGCCUGAAUGGCAACGUCGACAGCCUGCACAAGCAGCUCAGCAAAGCCAGCCUUGAGCAGCUAACCAAUGGUAUUAAUGAAGCCGAGGGCAAGACCUCUCGAGACCAGAUGAAUGGUGCACUCAGGCGGAGUGAUACCAUUGACUCUAUGUCAGAAAAGACCGGACGGGGACGGGGCAUAUCCACUUCGUCCAGCCGCGCUGCGGAGAGUGACGACCAUCGGCCGCUGCAGAAGCCUUUCCAGCCGCAGCCAGGAUACAAGCAAUGGGUCGCGCAGGCCGGGACCCUUGUCGCUGACCUGCUGACUUGCGCUGGGGCUGAUCAUGUCAUCACAAUGGACCUCCACGAUCCUCAGUAUCAGGGUUUCUUCGACAUUCCUGUCGAUAACCUUUACGGCAGGCCGCUGAUGCGAAAGUACAUUCAAUACCAAAUUCCCGAUUAUCAGAAUGCUGUUAUUGUCAGCCCUGACGCAGGUGGUGCCAAAAGAGCCACCGCAAUUGCUGAUCAGCUUGGAAUGCCAUUCGCAUUGAUCCACAAAGAACGGCGGCCCACGCGAAUCAAUGAUCGGCAAAACGCCACCAUGAUGCUCGUCGGUGAUGUUGCCGAUCGCACCGCCAUUCUUAUCGAUGACUUGGCCGACACCUCCAACACGAUUACCCGUGCGGCAAAAUUGCUGAAGAAAGAGGGCGCCACCAAGAUUUAUGCUUUGAUCACUCACGGCGUACUUAGCGGAGAUGCCAUUGAGAGAAUCAACGCCAGCCCAUUGGACCACGUUGUUGUGACCAACAGUGUGCCUCAAGACGAGCACAAGAAGCGCUGCCCCAAGCUUGAGGUGCUCGACGUCGGCCAUGUCUUCGCAGAGGCAAUCCGCCGCGUGCAUUACGGCGAAAGUAUCAGUGUCCUCUUCCAGUACGAUUAGACGCCAUACCUGAAAAUUUCCCGAUCCGGGCCAAGAAAGUGGGCAUUUAUCCGCUCAACUUGUCCCAGCGCUCUCCACAAGACACCAAUUCCUUGGUUCUUUCUCUUUCGGCAUCAUCGACCUUGAAUUUCUGGAGUUAUGCUAUGUCAUGCCACACUCUGAUACAGCUCAACCCCGGGUUUCUCUCCUCUGUGCUCAUGCACUACUAAGAGACUUGUGAGCUCAAUCAUUCACCAUCUUAUACCAUUUCUUACGCCGUUAAUCACGAUCUCCUCACCACGUAACAUAUUCUCUCUCGAGGGCGUGAACUCCGCCUUUGACGGUUCCGCAUUUGGCCGUUGACGUCUUGUCCUGCCCGUCAAUCUAGUGGCGUUUUUAUCUCUUGUUUCAUUUGUACAUUUGGACAGAACAGACAAACCGAUCAGCCAAAACUAAAAAAUAAAACAUCUAUAGGGGUUCU
Molecule: messenger RNA, 2049 nt
Organism: Xylona heveae TC161
Lineage: Eukaryota; Fungi; Ascomycota; Xylonomycetes; Xylonales; Xylonaceae
Product: ribose-phosphate pyrophosphokinase 4
Exons: 3
Coding region: 258-1589 (443 amino acids)
Biological process (GO): purine nucleotide biosynthetic process; 5-phosphoribose 1-diphosphate biosynthetic process
Cellular component (GO): ribose phosphate diphosphokinase complex; cytoplasm
Molecular function (GO): ribose phosphate diphosphokinase activity; magnesium ion binding
Source: RefSeq, a predicted model, not a curated record